Panonychus citri (citrus red mite) is the source of this 2861-nucleotide messenger RNA. RefSeq names its product amyloid protein-binding protein 2-like. Gene Ontology annotation, molecular function: protein binding. Bases 480 to 2426 code for a protein of 648 amino acids. The transcript has a single exon. The record is from RefSeq and is a predicted model, not a curated record. Lineage: Eukaryota; Metazoa; Arthropoda; Arachnida; Trombidiformes; Tetranychidae. Gene Ontology annotation, biological process: intracellular protein transport.
ACAGAUAAAGAAAGAGAAAGAAAGAGAUUUGAGUAAAUUGGUUUAUCCCUUUUUCCAAUCUUAUUUUUACCUUAAUUACAGUUAAGUUGUUCAACUGUUCAAGGUAGAAUUAAAGAAGAGAAGGAAAAAAGGAGAAAAGAAAUUAACUCAAUCAGUUGAAUUGUUUUUCUCCACCAACAAGUAGCCCUUGAGGAACUUGAUGGUCUUUAGGCCUCAGAUUUGUUUCUCAAUCAACAAAAGAACAAAACAAAAAUUGAUUUACUUUCGCAUUUUCUUUUCUAUUUUACCUGAAUUUCCAUCAUCAUCUUCAUCUUCUUCUAGUGUUUCUCUGUGAUAAAUGAAUACCUUGAAUUGUGUUUUCUUCGCGUCCCAAAAGUGACCAUUGUGAAAGGAAAACCUUUUCAGUGUUAAGAAUUUUUUGUUUUCUCUUCUCCUUGUUGACCCUUUUAUUUUUAUUCCUUUGACCUGGUGCUUGAAUUAUGUUCCAAUUGGAGGGCAAUAACAAUAAAAACAUUUACCUUCCUGCUGUCGAAAUAAAUUGUCCAUUAUCGCCGUCGCCAUCUUAUUCAAAUAGCGUUUACGAUUGUGGUACCAAGAUGUACACUCUAUGUGUAAAAUCAAUAGUCUCCAGUUUGGAUAAAUUUCAACCCAAUAUUCAUUGUUUACCUGUUAAUGUACAACUUGAUCUGUACCUUGAGAUGUUUAUGAAUGAACGAUGGACCGAUUUGAAUGAUUAUCUUACAAAUUUAACCAAUUUUCUCAAUCUCCUGGUUUACAAUAAAGGUCAAACACUUCACAUGUUGGUACAACGGUUAAUGGACGAAGGCCUCAAUCUAACUGGAUUUUUAACUAGAGCGAUAAGUAAGGAGAUCACAAUGAGGGUGGAAAAGGCGACCAGAUCAAAUUUCGAGCAAAUUAAUUACCAUAGGAAGUUACGAGUUCAAUUAAUGCAAAGAGCUUAUUCUUUGGCUGGUUUCUUAAUUGAAGCUGGUUGGUAUGUUGAUGCUGAGAAGAUUUUAUCAUCAAGCCUUAAAUUGCAUCUCAAUGAGAUUGAUACAAAUGAGAUAAUCGUUGAAUCCUGGAUUUUUAGGAUUAAAACUCGUUUAUUAGCAGCUCUUGUUGGUUAUUCACGUUUCAAAGAAGCCAAUCAAUUAUAUGAAGAAAUGGUUACCCUGAUUGAUGAAAAAAAUUAUGCCAAUUUACCUGAUAAAUUUGAUCUUGCUCAAGUUUACAAUCAAUUUGCCUGUUUAUUUACUGCUCAGAGUCUAUAUAAAGAGGCCUACAAAUGGAGUUGCCAAUCAAUGUCACAUUUAACCAAAAGUACUCCCAGAAUUUCAGUAAUUGAUAUCAUGUUGACCGCUGCUAAAUGUUGUACCAUUAAGAGAGACUUUGAAAUAGCCGAUUUCCUAUUACGACAAGUGCUUUUGACCUGUAAAGAGCUGUUCAAAUUGAACGAGAAAUGUGACUUCUCUCAGAUUAAUAAUUUCCAUCCAAUCAUUGGUGAUCUUUUCAUGACCAUGGGCUAUUAUUAUCACAAUAUCGAUAUGCAUGUACAAUCAGUUAAAUUUUAUCUGAAUUCAGUCAACUUUCGUAAACAGUAUUUUGGCCUUCACACAUUAACGGAACAAUGUAUAAAUUUACCUCUUGCACUUUCACGUCAAGAAUUAGCUUUCGCUUAUUAUAUUCAAGAAUAUUCAACAGGCCAUUUUGACCUUUGUUUGUAUCACAUUGAACUCGCCAAAAUGUCAUUAGAAACGCUAUUACCAAAGGAACACCAUCUACUUAUCAAUGUGUUUAGGAUAAAAGCGUUAAUCAUUGAAGAGAUGGCCAUCGAUAAUGUGGACAUAGUCGGUAAAACGGAGAUGCUAAUGGAGGCCAAUCAACUUCACCGAGAAGCGCUUAAAAUAUCUCGAAAUAUUUUGGGCGAGGAGAAUCUUCAAACGGCCAAAAAUUACUCUAAUUUAGGUCGAUUGUACCAAACGAUGCACCGAUAUGAAGAAUCGGAAAUGUUACAAUUACGAUCUAUUGAAAUUAAAGAAAAGUGUCUCGGUAAAGAUGAUUAUGAGGUCGCACAAUCAUACGGAUUUUUGGCCUCAUUGUACAGUUACGACAUGGAAAUGUAUCCGCAGGCGGAAAGUUAUUAUCUCAAAGCGAUUGACAUUGGUAUCAAAGUUUUCGGCGGUGCUUAUAUUGGCCUCGAAUUUGAUUAUCAAGGAAUCAUCAGGAUUUAUACGAGAACCGGAGAGACCGACAAAGCCUAUGAGUACGUUAAAUUGUUACGAGCAUGGAAAUCGAAAAGAUAUUCAAUCACAUCACAAUUAAGCAAGAAAGAUCUUUGUACCAGUCUAUCCGAUGAAUCUUUGGUUCCUCUUAAAUUACUCGAGAUCAAACAACAUUUUUUAAUCAAUAGACUGCACAAAGUUUGACGAUCAACCGAUUUUAUCUUCAACAAUUUACAUUAUGCUCAAUUUACCUCGAAACUGGAUUCGGAUAAAACUUUGGCCUUUUGACGAUUUAAUUAUUAUGAUUUCCUUCGAUGCUAAUUGAUCAUUGAUUAAUUAAUCUUAAUUUCAUCCAUCUCAUCAAUACACGAUAUUAUUUACUCUGUUGUCAAGACUGUUGAUCAUACAGAUGUUGUACACAUAUACACUAGUCGUCACAAUUAAUCAUCAUAGUUGAUCAAGUUAACUAAUCAUAAUUAACUAAUCUGAUUGACGUGAUUUAUGUUACACGAUUGAUUAUAAAUCAAGACACACAAAGUGGAGAUGAUGGUUAGCAAAAAAAAUUAAACAAUCAAUGAAUUGGCUUGUAUUGUCAUAAUUGUUUUAUUUUGAUUAUAUAAACGAGAUCUGCUGAUUCAA